CGACGGUUUCGCGAGAGCAGUUGCAACAUGGCGGCCGCGGAACUGGACCGCCACGUCCGUGUGCAGCGAGCGCUGGACCAAGUAAAUGGCAUCUCCAUAUCGCGGAUCUACAACGACGCGUUGGCCCAGAACAAGGCCAAAAAGUCUGCCAGCGAGCCGUCUUUUGAGGAGCGCAUUGAAGCCAUCAUGAUGAAGACGCAAGAGAUCGCGCAACGUCUGCAGCUGUCCCAGCGACAAUGCCUCGAUAGCUUUGACUCGUUGGGGGUGGAGGACGACUGCAUUGACGACGACGACGACGAGUCCGUCGAUGGGUUCACGAUCAUGGACGACAAUGCCCAUGCGUCCCAUUCAUUCAAGCGGCAACUGAGUCGCUUCCUCCUCUUACCGCGGUCGCUCAGCCAGCGCGAGAUGGAAGAGAUCACAGACAUGGUGCUCCUCGAAGUGAACAACACUCCCGACCACAGCAUCCUCAUGCAUGAAAUCGGGUCACUCAUCGACGAACACGUGCUCACUCCCCGAGAUGACGUGUCCUCCCCUUCCUGCGACGACGACGGCCAACGUCACCACCGCGACUCGCUGUCAAAGCGCCGUCAGGUGAGCAUCACCACCACCAAAUGUCCAUCACCACCAUCAACUGUCCAUUCCAUGUGCAUUAGAAAGACCUGCCCAAGCUCGACAUUCAGCCGCUGUGUGCCGUCGAUAUGGCGCAACGGCAUAUGUUCAAAUCCGCCAACAAGCUCCACUCCUUGUCGUUUCGCGGCGGGUUUGACGAAUCCCAUGCCAAAGGCCUGACGUCGUCCCUCACGUCGAAACCAACGAUGCGGUCGCUCUUUGGACGCAGUGACAGCGUGGCGAGUAGUCUCCAGCGCAGUCCAACCUACCGCGGCGGCAGUCCCAGUGCCCGCGGCGGGGUUUCCAAGGCUGAGCUCGACGCUGCCGACGUCGCGGCCAAGGAGGCGGCGUGGAAGAUGCAAGUCAAGGAAGACUACAUCAUGUGGCUGCGCGCCAAGGCGGAAGCGGCGGCGGCUAAAGCCAAGUCCCGCAAGGACGAGCGAGUAACCCGCAAGAAGAAGAAGCCGCGGUGGCUUCUACUGUACGAGCAAGGGCGGCUGCAGCAGCAGCACUAGGACGACCACCACCAGGUCGAGUAGACGAUCAAAAAUGAUGAAAAAUUAGCCAAUUUACUGAAAAAUUAACCAAAAAGCUGCCUGGAAUACUAUAAAAAAACACUACGC
Molecule: messenger RNA, 1235 nt
Organism: Aphanomyces astaci
Lineage: Eukaryota; Oomycota; Saprolegniomycetes; Saprolegniales; Verrucalvaceae
Exons: 6
Coding region: 28-792 (254 amino acids)
Source: RefSeq, a predicted model, not a curated record